CACUUUUGACGCUUUUGUUUACCUGUUUUUCCUCAAUGACGGAAAAUUUGUCGACAAAAUUUCCUCUUCGUAAUUUUUCUAGUUUUUCUGCAUUUAAAGUGAAUCCAGAGGGCUGAAAAAAGUGCAAAACAGUGGCGGAGUAAUUCCCCCGUGGAAACCAUGUACUGCUGCAUACGUAGCUGCCCGUCCAAGUACGGGAAGGCCGCCGUUUCCUUUCACCGGUUUCCGCAGCACAAUGAAAUCCGUCGCCAGCGGUGGAUCGAAGCAGCAGGGCGAGGUAACGAGAUAAACUACGAUUACGCGGUCGUUUGCAGCCGGCACUUUGUCGGUGGCCGUCCGGCACGGGCCGGGGACCAAUUUUCGAUCAGUUGGGUUCCGACGCUGCUGCUGGAUAGGGAUUUGUCCGACGUGGACGCCAUCGCUCGGCGACAAUCUUCCGGAGCGGCAGGGGCUGUGGUGGACGGCGGAGCCAUUCAGGAUGACGAUGACAUAGACAUUAACUGUGCGGUUCGGGGCUGCGGAAUGACGAAGGAGGAAAACCCAUCGCUGUUAUUCUUUUCCGUCCCACGAAAUCCAAACGAGCGACGCAAGUGGCUGCUCCAAAUUGGGAUGCUGGAGAAUGCCAUUGAGGCAAACAUGAACAACGUGUUGGCCGUUUGUGAAUUGCAUUUCGAUCUAGCAAAAGAUCUACUCAAUUAUGACGAUGUAAUUUCUAUGGGAAGAACUGCUAUGCUAAAGGAAAAUGUAAUGCCGAGCCGGAAUGUCCCGGUAAUAUCAGGUCACAAUCCGGCACACUACACUCACGAGUUUCCCGACAACGACUCGUUCAUGAUGCAAGAAGAGCAGCCAGCACCGGUAGAUGACGACGACGAUGAGUCUUUGCUAGAGGAAAUGGUCCAACGUAACGGCGAGGAUAAUCACGAAAUGCCUGGAUACCCUGCACACAUGCAACCAAGUCCAAUAGAAGAGUUUUUGCAUAUUUGCCGUUCCUGUUUGAGCACUGAUAAAACCAAUCUUGUGUCCGCUUUCGAUGAUAGAUUAGCAGAAAUAUUUCAACAGUUUACUAGCGUGAAUAUAAACGAACACGAUGGCAUUUCCACUAUGAUAUGUGUUGACUGUAAAUCGAGACUGCUGGAGAUUCACUUCUUCCGAGAUACUUGCGUCACAAACACACAAAUUUUGAUUCAUCGCUAUCAAAAGUGCUACGGAAUGGCGCAAGAUGGCGCGCAUAACGAUCAAUCUCAUCAUACUGUUGGCUAUGCUCCUCAAGUAAUUCCGAGCGCUAGUAAUUACAAUCGUUUCGACAUGGGUGCCGAUGACCCGGAGGACCUCCUGAUGCCACAAAAAGAAGAAAUGGAGGUACAAGUCCAUAAACCUAGCAGACCCCGUGGUAGACCUCCGAAGGUACCACCGACUCCACCCAAACCCGCUUUCUCUCCGAAGCCCUUCGUUAUCGAGAAAAAGAAGAAAACGCAAAAGAUUGCCACCAUGAAGAAACGCUUCAAGUGCAAAUUUUGCCGAAAGGAAUACAACUCACGACCUGGAUACGAAAUGCAUUUAGCAACUCACAAGUACCAUCAGCAGAGUGAUUUCACCGAAGAGUGCAAACGGUGCGACAUUCUGACGCGCAAGGGCGAAGUUCAUCGUUGCUACACCGACAUCCUGUACUGCUACGUGUGCGGAGAAAAGUAUGGCAAGUGGGGCCACCUGAAGCUUCACCUGGCGAAGAAACAUCGUAUCAAAACCAAGCGGCGGGAGCUGAUGCUGAAGCUCAAAGAAAUUGGAUACGUGGCUGGCACCAGGGUGAACGCCUUGAAAGUGCCUCCCACAGCCCUAGCCGCACAACAGGAGGAAUCUGAGGAGGAAGACGAUGACUACGAACCACCGAGGCCGGAAGAGGAUCCAGAGAAAUCAGAAAGUUCUCGCAGUGCUACAAGCUCUCCUAACGACCAUCAAAGCAAAUGUAGCUUCUGUGGGGUUGGGUUCCUGUACAACUCAAGUCUGGAGAUGCACAUGAAAACGCACAGUCCAAUUGAGCUGACACAGUGUAAUGAAUGUGAUUCAAAUUUUGAAUCUUACCUGCAGCUGGAGUGCCAUCAUGAUGAACACACCGACGAAGAUCCUUUGCCCGAGGAACUCAUAUGCAGAUUAUGCGGCAAGCAGCUAACGCGCCAACAAACGCUACUGCUCCAUCUACAGUACGUGCACAAAGACAAGAACGUGGUCCAGUGCAGCACGUGUCCAGAACUAUGCGAAAACGCCCUUGAGUUGAGCAACCACUCGUGUCGUGGCCAGCGAAAGCAAACUGCUACGUCUUCGAAGGCCGCUACUAAUGGCGAUUUUGUAAUUGUCAAACCAGAAUCGAUUCUCAAAGGGACAUUGAGCGAGGACUCUAACUCGAUGCCGGUUGGAAUGCAAGGAUCAGAUGGAGCCGAUCCGUUGCUUGGACUGGGCAACGAGGAGGUUAUCGAUCUGGACGACUCGGAUGAUGAUGACGGCGAUAGGCAGGAGAAAGACAAAUAUGAUUGCUCGAUUUGCGCCAAGCAAUUCCCUAAUGAGGACGUACUGGAUCGCCACAUGAAAUUGCACCGUAUGAUGAACGCUGCCAAGGCCAAUGAAAUUGGAAUACGAAAUUCCUUUUCCAGAGCUUUGAAUUGCCGCCGUGAAGUAUCACAGCCCACAUAGGUAAGCUUAUAUGAAAUUUUAAUAUUUAUUUUCCUCGUAUUUAAAAAAACAUUAUGACUAUUUUAGUUUUACUUCGAUUAUUU
Aedes aegypti (yellow fever mosquito) is the source of this 2768-nucleotide messenger RNA. Its product is annotated as zinc finger and SCAN domain-containing protein 2. Gene Ontology annotation, molecular function: RNA polymerase II cis-regulatory region sequence-specific DNA binding; DNA-binding transcription activator activity, RNA polymerase II-specific; zinc ion binding. The record is from RefSeq and is a predicted model, not a curated record. The transcript has 6 exons. Gene Ontology annotation, cellular component: nucleus. Gene Ontology annotation, biological process: regulation of transcription by RNA polymerase II. The coding region runs from base 160 to 2685 and encodes 841 amino acids. NCBI's taxonomy places the organism in Eukaryota, Metazoa, Arthropoda, Insecta, Diptera, Culicidae.